Molecule: messenger RNA, 2253 nt
Organism: Saprolegnia diclina VS20
Lineage: Eukaryota; Oomycota; Saprolegniomycetes; Saprolegniales; Saprolegniaceae
Exons: 12
Coding region: 1-2253 (750 amino acids)
Biological process (GO): cell migration; regulation of Arp2/3 complex-mediated actin nucleation
Cellular component (GO): lamellipodium; plasma membrane
Source: RefSeq, a predicted model, not a curated record
AUGAGCAUCCCGUGGCCCGUGAACCGGCUGAGCUACGAAGCCAUUUCGGACGACGACCAUGCGUUCGUCGAGCGCACCUUCACCGGCCGCUGCGAUGCGCCGCUGGUCGCCAAGUGGGUCCAGCAGUUCAAGCCGAAAGCGUCGUUCCAGAAGCGGCUUCUCGUCAUCUCAAAGUACCGCGUGCUGACGCUCAAGCCUCAGACCAUUGGUGCCAAGCUCAAGGUCGCCAAGGACUGGGCGCUCCUCGACCUGCUCAAGCUGCAGGUCGACGCCUCCGAGAGCGCGCACACCCUCAAGCUCAUCUUCAAAGCCGGGCGCAUUCUGCAGCUGGACCCGGGCGUGCACUGCGAAGAUGUGGCGCGGACACUCCAGCGCUGCCUCCAUACGAUGGCACUCGCGUACCCGCCUGCGUCCAAGCCCAAGAUGGUGCUGCCGCUUGGCCUCGCCUGGGACGAGUUUACCCACGACGCGCCAAGGCUUACGGACGCAUACCGAGCGUAUUGCGACUGGUACAAGGCGCCCUUCCGCGACUGGGUCGCCGCCAAGCUGGAAGAGAGCAGUGUCGCGACGCCACCCGUGCUUGACUACGAAGCGUGCCUCUUGGCGGGCGGUGGUGAGAUGGAGACAGCCGAGAAAACGCUUGAUGCCAUGGCUGUUGUGAGCACCUGUCGUUUUGCUCCUUCGUUCCAGGGCCUCCUUGUGCACGACGUGGUCCUUGACGAUGACGGCGUGUCACGCGCCUUUGAAACCAUUGGCUACAACCCCAACCUCCGCGAGCUCCGACUGACUAAAGUGCACCUCUCGCGAUCGGCACUGAGCGCGCUUGAAGAGGUGGUGCAGUGCAAGCUCAAGGACCCAAGCUCGUGGCGACUCGAGACGAUCGAUCUUUCCGAGAACAAGCUGGCGCGGGAAAUGGUCGUCGCGCUGGCUUCGUGCCUCAAGCAGUUUCCGUCCGGGUUGCACAACUUGUAUUUGGCCAAAUGUGGCAUGACCCACGUGCUGCCGCUCGUGACGACGCUCAAACUUCCGAGCUGGACAGCGACGCUGCGAGUGCUCGAUCUCUCGUUCAACCCGCUCGACUUGCAGAGCUCGACAGCGCUCACCGAGUGGCUUGGGCGAGCCUCCUCCCUCACGCGGCUGGCAGUGGCAGGCACAAAUAUCGAUGCGGCAAAGCUCCUGAGAUCGAUCCAUCUCAACACGGUACUGCACACGUCGUCGCUCCUGUCGCUCGACCUCUCGCACUUGACGCUCAAAGACGAAGCUGUUGCCGACCUGGGUGCGAUCCUUGGCGCAACGCAGAGCCUCGCGAGUCUCGUGCUCCGGAACUUGAGCGUGCCCAAGCGUGGGUUGGAGACGAUUUUGACGCCGUGGUUCGCCAACCCAAGGUUCACGUCGCAGCCAUUGAGUCUCGACAUGAGUGAAAACGACUUGAGCACCAAGGGCAAAGUCCUCGCCGACCUGUUUUUGGCGUCGCCGCUCGUGUUGCGCGAGAGUCUCUGGUUGAACCAGUGUGGGCUCCGAGACGAGGCCCUCGCCGUGGUCGUUGCCGCCUUGAGCUCGUGCCGUCAACUCCGCGCGCUGCAUCUCGAAAACAACGGCGGGACGCCGCUCGCCUCGAUGCUUGGCGCGUUCUUCUCGGGUCCGCUCGAGAUGCGCCCUGGCGACGCCUUUGCCACGCUCCUCACCUCGUCGCGUGCGCUGCAAGAGCUCUACAUAGGCAGCACGAUACCCUCGCUGCGCUACCCCCUCUCGGUGCUGCGCCCGAUUGUCCACUCGAUAGGCUCGUCGGCGUCGAGCCUCGAGGUGCUCGACCUCUCUGGCAACCGUGGCGGCGAUGAAGUCGCCUUGUGCCUCGCCUCGGCGCUGCCCAAAACCACCAAGCUCCGCGCGCUCUUCUGGGAUGGCAACCACACGAGCGUACUCGGGUUCGAGCGCUUCCACGAAGGACUCUUGCGCAACGCGUCCGUGACGGUGAUGCCCGUGCCGAUCCAGGACACACGCCGCCUCCUCGACCUCAAGGAGCCGCGCCGCGAGGCUUUGUUUGCCGUCCUCGGCGCGCUCUACGGGUGCAUCCAGCGCAACAUGGCGGCGGCGACCACGAACGUCCUCGCCUCCGUGAUCGUGCGCGAGGAUCUGCUGCGUGGGAGCUACGAAGAGGGCGCUCUGUGGCGCAGCACCUUGUUGCGGAACUCGCCGAUCGACGUGCGCCAGAGCUGGUCGAGCGCGCUGCAGUCGGUCCAACCAAUGGUAUAG